Pseudovirgaria hyperparasitica is the source of this 1115-nucleotide messenger RNA. Its product is annotated as putative phosphoglycerate mutase. The transcript is spliced from 5 exons. Lineage: Eukaryota; Fungi; Ascomycota; Dothideomycetes; Acrospermales; Acrospermaceae. Gene Ontology annotation, biological process: ribose phosphate biosynthetic process. The record is from RefSeq and is a predicted model, not a curated record. Gene Ontology annotation, molecular function: sedoheptulose-bisphosphatase activity. The coding region runs from base 474 to 1115 and encodes 213 amino acids.
UGCAUCGGCCAUACACGCUCCUAGACUUGGCCGAGUGGUCAGAGAAUGCCGUCGACUUCAUAUCGAUGACAGAGCGCAGAGAAUCUCUCCGCGACCUCGUUGGUCAUAGCUUUGUCUCCCACAUACAAGAAAAUGCUGAAAUUGGGUGGUAUGUCAUUGUGGCGACGAGUAUGCGACAAAAUGCCAGAAUAUGUCCGUCUCACGUAAAUUUGGGUGGGGGAGACAUCGUGCGACAUGCGAAUGCCAAGCUCGUUAGGUUCUAGGAAAACGACGGAUUACUUCGGCUAAACUAUUGAUACAUGAUUACUCAGUAAAUCUUUGUUCAGAACGCUUAGAACACUAAAAUAUACUGUGCGCUUGAGAGACCCUCCUUGGUGAGGGGAAUCGGUGGCAACUCGUUCUGUGACAGAAUACGCCUUACCAUUCUACCUGACUAUUAUCGACAUUGAAAGAAGUCUAAACUUACCGUCAUCAUGUCCGCUAACAAUGCUCUGACACCCCGUGUAUUCCUUUUUCGCCAUGGAGAAACCGAAUGGGCCAAAUUGGGCCGUUUCACCAGCACUACUGAUAUCGCCUUGAACCCAACUGGCUCUGCUCAAGUUUCCGGGAUGGCUAUGAUGCUCGUGGGACCGGGAAAACUCCUCGACCCGUGUCGCCUUGAGCGCAUCUUUGUCAGUCCAAGGAGAAGAACCAAACAGACCUUUGAGUUAUUGCUGGGACCUAAAUCAGAUUUCGCCGAAGGAAAAUAUACCUACACCGAGGACAUCACGGAGUGGGAUUAUGGCGAUUAUGAAGGGCUUAAGGACCACGAAAUCAGAAUCCUCAGGCAAGAGAGGGGUCACGACAAAGAAAAGAAGUGGGAUAUCUGGACAGAUGGAUGUGAGGGUGGAGAAUCGAGACACCAAGUUGAGGAACGGCUGGACAGGAUUAUCGUACAAAUCAAAGAGAUUCAGCAGCCUCAUAUGCAUGGGGAGAAACCUGCUGAUGUCCUUGUUGUUGCACAUGGCCUCAUCCUUCGCUGUUUUACGAAGCGGUGGAUCGGCUUAUCGAUUAUUAAUCCGCUGCCCAUCAUGCUCGAACCUGGGGCGAUCUCUGUUUUGAGCGUUUCCGUUUGA